AUGCGCUACCUCCGCUUCCUCAAGCCCCCCCGCAUCCUCCGCGACAAGACCACCAACACCGCCAGCGUCGCCUGUCUCGUCACCCUCGUCUCGGACCUGGGCGACUCGUUUCUUCCCCACCCUGUCCAUCUCGCCGCCGAGCUCCUGCUGUGCACCCACGACGCAGAGCAUGUCCUCGUCUGGACCUCUGUGCGCUGGGCAAGUGGCAUGCGCUCCUUGCCCAUAGCUGUCCCAUUGCCCAAGCCCCACGCACUGCCGUCUUCGCUGUUGCGCCUCAGAGUCGGCAUUGGCCCCGGAAACUCGCCCGACGAGUAUCCUGCUCUCGCAGGCCAGGAUGCGCGAGGUCUUGUAUCCGCCUGGAGCGCGCACUUUACCCUGGAUGACGACGCCCCCAAGUUGGUCCAGCGCCGCUUCAGCCUGGCACCACACUCCGAUAUGGCCAUCUGGGAGGAGACCGGAGAAAGCAUUGCAAGGCAUCUGUGGGACGCGGGCAUAACCCUGGCCUGCCAUAUACCAGACUUGGCAGACACAAAGUCGACAUUAGCAAAGGCUCUGUUGCCCUCUACAAAAGCAUCUCCCUUGACUGUCCUCGAACUGGGCACCGGCUGUGGCAUUGUCGGCAUCGCCCUCGCCCAGACAAUAUCCAAUGCCAACGUCCUCUUGACUGAUCUUCCCGAAGCCAGGGAGAUUGUCCAGCGCAACAUUGACCAGGCAUCCAGAGCACCUGGCGCCAAGCUCAGCUUCCUCGAGCUCGACUGGAAUGCCCAACUGCCUAGUGAACUGCAAUCAAAUUCGACCUCCGUCAAUCUCGUCGUCGCGGCUGAUUGUACAUACAAUCCAGAUAGCAGCCCGGCGCUAGUCAGUACCCUCUCCCGCCUAGCCAUUUCCAACCCAGCCAUUGUCGUGGCCAUCGCAAUGAAGAUGCGCCAUUCGAGCGAGCAAGUCUUCUUCCAUCUCAUGGCCCAUGCUGGUUUCAUCGAGACUGCUAAACUCGACUUUUUGCUGCCGGGCGAUAUCGAUGCGGGUGAGGAGAUUGUAUAUUUGCACGUAUAUAGCACCAGCAUGGUAAGCUGA
Messenger RNA from Bipolaris oryzae ATCC 44560, 1074 nucleotides. RefSeq lists its product as uncharacterized. The record is from RefSeq and is a predicted model, not a curated record. The transcript is spliced from 3 exons. Lineage: Eukaryota; Fungi; Ascomycota; Dothideomycetes; Pleosporales; Pleosporaceae. The coding region runs from base 1 to 1074 and encodes 357 amino acids.